AGUAGACAUACUUAUCUUAAUAACUUAGUUUAAUAAUAACUGUCAUACGUUUUCGAUUUUUUUAGAUCAACUCGUAAAACCGUCAUUUCCUUUGUUCGAUUCAUUGUUUCUGAUUGGUUGAAACAUCAUUGGCGGUGUAGAUCGACAUGUAAGAGGUGUUUAGAAGUAAAUUUAAGUGAAUCUAGCUGUAUAGUAAUAUGAAUAAAAUCUUUAUUAAAACUAAAAUUUAUUAGUAAAAAUUGUAAUUAAUAAGGAAUUAUGUGGUAUUCAAAAACUUUCUCCUCAUCAGCUACAAUAUUCAUUUGUCUACAUUUCUGUUAUAGCAAGGAAUCUUCGUCAAAAGAAAUUCCACGAAUUGAUGAGCAUGAUCCAUGUUUAUACGUAAAUAAUCAAAUAGGUGGUAUUGACUUCGAUUUUACAAAUUUAUCAAAUGUAGAGCAUGUAAUUCGCCUGAAAAAUUCUAAAGAAAAAAUCAGUUUACAAUUGUGUAAAGAACCUUUGAAAAACUUAUGCAAUAAUAGACAUGCUUACGUUUGUUUUCAUCGAGGAAAUAAAGAAAUAGUUUUAGGAAAUAAACCUCAGUACAAUGAUAUCGAUGGUAAAAUGACUUUUAAUUAUAUCGGCGAAAGCUGUAAAAAUGAUAAACCUUAUACGCUUAAUAUUGUGAUGAUAUGCGAUUUUAAAAAAACUAAUUCAGAACCCGAAAUUCAUUUCCAUUCGGACGACCAAUGUGCAAUUGAAAUGAUUUGGAGAACAAUUUCAGCAUGUGGUGUGCCUCCAAUGGAAAAACCCUUCAUUGACUGUACUGUUACUGAUGAUGCUGGAAAUUUUUAUGAUUUAAGCAGUUUAACGAAAUAUUCUGAUAAUUACAUAGUUCCCAUCGAUGAAAAUACUUCAAUUAUUCUAAAUGUUUGUCAUCCAAUAGUUUAUGGUAACGGAGCAGUUUGCCGAUAUUCAUCAAGUGUAUGUUUAAGACAUUCACUCAAUAUGAGCUAUGUUAAUCUUGGCGACGUAAGUUCACCAACUAUAAACAAAAAUAAAAUUCAAUUGAACAAUACGAAUGGAAAUUUGUGUCGAGGGCAAGCGGCUUUUACUUUAAUAUCAUUCAUCUGCGAUGAAGAAUCAGGCGAUAAUACCAUUGAACUUACUGGGGUUGAAAGAAAUUGUCGAUAUAAUUUAUUAUGGAAAACUAAUGUCGUGUGUAGAAAAAAACCUAGAUUUAAAAUGGAAGAUAAGUGUAUAGCUUUUGAUCCGGUUACUAAAAUGAAAUAUGAUUUAAAAUCGUUAAUGAUAAAAGACCAAAUUUUGGAAAGUUCUGGAGGAAUCCAUUAUAAGUUAAGAGUUUGUGCACCCUUACUAAAUAAUUCUUGCCAAUCAGAUGUGCUUAAAGCAGAUGCAGGUGUUUGUUCAGCUCAGAACUUAAUUAUUGGUGGAAAAGCUAAUUCGAACUUUUUCUGGUCAGCUCACGGUCCAUAUCUCAAUUACACAGAUGGAUCGCCUUGUGGAAAUCAGAAUCGUCGCUACACAUUGAUUCAUUUUAGCUGUGAACGUGAUAAAUCGAAAAACGUGCCAACAAUUGUUGAAGAUAAAGCAUGCCACCUUAUUAUUCAAUGGAAUACGUCACUCGUUUGUAAUGACAAAUCGAUAAAAUAUUUGCUACCUGAAGAACAAACAGAAAUACCUAAAACUAAAUUCUCUGAAUUAGAUCGAAACAAAAAAAAAAUAAUCAAUGAAUCUAUAUCCUCUACAUCUACUAUUCCACUUGAAAGUUCAAAAGCACCUGAUAUAAUUGAUGAGUCUAAUGAAACGGUUUAUGUUUCCGUAGUAACAAUUAGUGUCUUACUUGCUAUAUGUGGAUCAUUUGUGGUACUUUACUUACUAAAUUCACGAGUGAGAGGAUGUAUUAAUUCUUCGUGUUGUUCACGAUGGUUUAAAAAAUCGAACAUUCGUAUGCAGUAUUCUAAGAUCAAUACCGGUCCAGAAAUGGAUUCAUUACUGGAUGCGCCCGAUACACGCUGUCAAUCAGAAGACAGUGAUGAUGAUUUAUUACGACUAUGAGAAUGAAUAAAAUUUAUUUAUUACCUGUGCAUCUAGAUAUCAAAAAAAAAAUCUUUCCAUGACUUCUGCAAUUGAGAAAUAAAUCUUGUUAGUUAUUUUUCGUAAAUUCUUAAAAAUUUUAUUAAUUUGGAAAAAUACUAUUAUAUCAUAACUACUGUUAACUCUCAUUUCAUCAAAAUGAAACUUCUAAAGCUUAGAUUAAUUCAUUUUCCUUCAUUUUAAUAAAAACAAAAAAAAAUU
This is a messenger RNA of Chelonus insularis, 2298 nucleotides long. RefSeq names its product lysosomal enzyme receptor protein (gene Lerp). Lineage: Eukaryota; Metazoa; Arthropoda; Insecta; Hymenoptera; Braconidae. Gene Ontology annotation, biological process: lysosomal transport. The transcript is spliced from 11 exons. Gene Ontology annotation, molecular function: signaling receptor activity; D-mannose binding. The record is from RefSeq and is a predicted model, not a curated record. Bases 259 to 2058 code for a protein of 599 amino acids.